GAUUGGAAGCCUUUUAAAAUGUCGAAUGACCUUUCCAAUCAGUUGAAGGAAACCUGUAGUGUUACUGGCACUGUUUGUGUUUAUUUCCGUUGUCACUUUGAUUCUAUUCCUGGACAAGAAGUACUGAUUGCCGGGUCUUGCAAGGCUUUGGGAGGUUGGGAUCCCACAGAAGCCUUGGCAAUGAAAUAUUCCGAAAGAGGUCAGUGGACAGCACAAGUCACAAUUCCUCUUCAGAGCCUUGUUCACUCUAGUCAACAACUCCACACUCCAGUAUUACUUUACUAUCGAUAUUUGGUUGCAGAGGACAAAGGAAAGACUCGAUAUUGGGAACAAGGUCGAUCACGUCAGCUGGAAUUGUGUUGCAGUGACUUUAGGGCAGCUCUCCCUGCAGUUAUUGUAUAUGACGAUUUUGCAAGAACACUCGAUCAAGAAGGAGACAUAUUUAGUACAGUGGCUUUUCGAGAUAUAGUCUUCCGUCGCAAUGUCAAACAAUCAGAGCCAAGUUACUAUGAAAAGUACAAAGAAGCAUAUGAAAAUGCAAAAGGCCGUCACGAGAAAACGAAAAGCUAUGUACUACAAAUACAAGUGCCUGCUUAUCAAGUGUAUCAAAAGCAGCAAAUAUUACUUUGUGGAACGAGUGAAGCACUGAAAUCUCAAUAUGAUACUCCAGAUGGUUUGACUAUGUCAGAUACUUUUGUUCCUCUUUGGUCUGCCUUUAUUUCAUUACCUUUGAGUACAUCACAAUUUGCCUAUACCUUUCAAAUAGGUGGAGGAGAUGAAGUAAUAAAGGAGAAUAGAGAAAUGCGCAUCUUUUGGCUUUCUUUGAUGGAUGAACAAAUCAUUCGACAAUCAACGGAGCCUCCAUUGGUUGUGUGCCAUUCAUAUCCUCCUUUUUGUCAUAAUCAGAAUUGGAGAGGCUCUGGAAUCGCCAUUCCUGUUUUUUCUUUAAGAACCCAGGCUUCUUGUGGAGUUGGAGAAUUCUCAGACUUGAAAUUUUUGGUAGAUUUUUGUGUGAAAACCAAUUUUCAAUUGGUGCAGUUGUUACCCGUAAACGAUACUCGAGUUCAUAACACAUGGGUUGACUCUUAUCCUUAUUCUAGCGUGAGCAUUUGUGCUUUACAUCCGCAAUACCUGAGAUUGGAUAGAAUAUGUGAAGCUCCUAGUUAUUUGAAAGCAGAAUUGGAAAAGGAACGGAGGCGGCUGAAUGAGUUACCAUCAGUGGACUAUGAGGAAGUGGUCAGAUUUAAGGAAUAUUACAUUUUGGAAGCUUACAAGUUGAGUGGCAAAGAAGUAUUGCAGUCCAAAGAGUUUUUAGAGUUCUUUGAAGAAAAUAAGGCGUGGCUGAUGCCCUAUGCAGUGUAUCGUUAUUUGCUGAAUACGACUGGAACAGGUGAUCAUACCAAGUGGGGUAAUCGAAGUCAUAUUACGAUGGAGGAAUUGGAAGCAUUGGCAUCCCCAACUAGUCUUCAUUUUGAUCAUAUCGGAGUAACUUACUUUACGCAGUUUCAUCUACAUUUGCAAUUGUUGGAAGCUUCCCAAUAUGCUGCAGAACAUGGAGUUAUUUUGAAGGGAGAUCUUCCUAUUGGAGUUAAUAGAAAUUGCUUGGAUACUUGGUUAUAUCCUCAUCUAUUUCGAUUGCAUAUGCAGUGUGGUGCGCCUCCUGAUUAUUUUGCCGAAUUUGGUCAGAAUUGGGGAUUUCCUACUUACGAUUGGGAUCAAAUGGCAUCGAAUAAUUUUGAAUGGUGGCGGUUUCGAUUGAAUCAAAUGGCCCAAUAUUUUCAUGCUUAUCGAAUCGAUCACAUUUUAGGAUUUUUUCGCAUUUGGGAAAUUCCUAUUCGUUAUGUAAAUGGAAUAUGUGGGAGAUUUUUUCCAUCUAUUCCCAUUUCGAGGAGUGAGUUGGAAUCUAGAGGAUUAUGGGACAUGGAUCGUUAUUGCAAACCGUGGAUAAGAGAAUCUUUUAUAAGGGAACAGUUUGGAGAUGAUGCAGGUCAAGUGAUGAACAUAUUCUUUGAUCAUGGUCAUGGUGAUUUGUUAAACUUUAAAGAAUGUUAUGAUACAGAGUAUAAAUUAUCCCGUGCGUUUGAACAACAACACCAUUUCAAACAGGAAUGGCUCGUUCUCUUAUUAAGGCUCAUCAGCAAUGUCAUUUUGUUACGAGAUGAAGAUGAACCUAAUCAAUUAUUCCAUCCUAGAAUCGACUUGAUGAAAACUACAAGUUACAAUGAACUUAUGGAUGAUAACUGGAAACAUCAGUUUUAUGAACUCUAUGAGGAUUAUUUCUUUCAUCGACAGGAUGAUUUAUGGAGAAAGAAAAGUAUGUUGAAGCUGCCAAUGAUGAAAAAUUCUACGGGUAUGUUGGUUAUCGGAGAGGACUUGGGAAUGAUUCCUGCUUGCGUUCCUGAUGUAAUGAAUGCAUUAUCCAUCAUUGGGAUGCGAAUUCAACGAAUGCCAGCUGAUCCCAAGGUUGAAUUUGGUAAUCCACAAUACUAUGAAUAUUUGACGAUAGCUACUCCAGGUUCGCAUGAUAUGGCCACAAUACGAGGCUGGUGGGAAGAGAUGGAAAAUGAUCAAAGACAACGUUUUUAUGAGCAAAUGUUGGCUCGUUCUGGAGAUGCUCCCAGAAAGUGUGAAGCUGAUAUAGUGCAACAAAUACUGGAACAACAUGUGUCGUCUCCUUCUAUAUGGGCCAUAUUUUUGUUUCAAGAUAUUUUGGGAAUGGAUGAAAAGCUUCGUCGAGAUAAUCCAGCAGAAGAACAAAUCAAUGUACCAGCCAAUCCUAAACAUUAUUGGAGGUAUCGACUGCAUGUUUCGUUAGAAACAAUUUUAUCAUCCACCGACUUUCUUCAAAAGUGUCAGAAACUUAAUGAAAUCGGUGCUCGAGGUAUUCUGUAGUCUGGUAUAUCAGAUAUUCUCUUUGGUAGCCGUUGUGUGUUGUAAAAUGUUAUUUCCAUAAUAUAUAUUUGCAUUUCUUU
Molecule: messenger RNA, 2972 nt
Organism: Galdieria sulphuraria
Lineage: Eukaryota; Rhodophyta; Bangiophyceae; Galdieriales; Galdieriaceae
Product: 4-alpha-glucanotransferase
Exons: 11
Coding region: 19-2892 (957 amino acids)
Biological process (GO): carbohydrate metabolic process
Molecular function (GO): starch binding; 4-alpha-glucanotransferase activity
Source: RefSeq, a predicted model, not a curated record